Messenger RNA from Penicillium argentinense, 4779 nucleotides. RefSeq lists its product as uncharacterized. The coding region runs from base 1 to 4779 and encodes 1592 amino acids. NCBI's taxonomy places the organism in Eukaryota, Fungi, Ascomycota, Eurotiomycetes, Eurotiales, Aspergillaceae. Gene Ontology annotation, molecular function: metalloendopeptidase activity; triacylglycerol lipase activity. The transcript has 6 exons. The record is from RefSeq and is a predicted model, not a curated record. Gene Ontology annotation, biological process: triglyceride catabolic process.
AUGGCGCGCUCUGCAUGGGCCUCGUCCCAAUCUCUGGCAUUUUCAUGCUUUUUUCUUUCUUUCAUCGUCUCAGUUGCAAACUGCUUCCCUUAUGUGGAUGUUGCUAGUUCUGCUGAGUAUUUCAAUACAAGCCUCGAAACCGUCUCCAUCGUUGAUGAAAGAAAUCACCUGUACAAGAAAGAUGACAAGCCAUUUGAGCUUAGAAUCCUUCCACUUGGUGCCUCUAUCACUUAUGGAUAUCUUUCUGAAAGCGGGAAUGGCUACCGCAAGCCUCUUCGUGACCAACUUCGGUUCGAUGGAUGGGCAGUGGAUAUGGUUGGAACCAAGACUCACGGCAGCAUGAAAGACAACGAAUGCGAAGCCCACUCCGGAGAUAUUAUCGACGAGGUCAAAGAAGCAGCGAAAGGGUCCUUGUCAUACAGACCGAACGUGGUCCUCAUCAACGCCGGCACGAACGAUUGCAGAUUGGACACAGAUAUCCCGAACACUGGCGAGCGCAUGCGAUCUCUCAUCAGCACCCUCAUAAACGCCGAUGGAAUGAAGAAGACAACCAUUGUCCUGUCAACUCUCAUCCCAUCUAAUGAGAAGAACACGACGAGAAACCGACCUGGAGUCAACGACCAAUAUCGCAGCCUGGUCAAAUCCAUGCGUGACGAUGGUGUAAAUAUUGUCCUGGCGGACAUGGAUCCCCCUGCGCCUGCUGAUGCCAGCGGUUGGAUCUCAUGGCCCGAUGACUUUAACCACAAUGGCGACGUUGAUGAUACUCAUCCCAACGAUCAUGGAUAUGCUAAGAUGGCUCGUAUUUGGUACAAUGCCAUCAAUGAUGCUCAUAAACAAGACAUUAUCGAAGGGCCCGGUGUCAUGUCGUCGACUACCUGUGACAAGGAGUAUGGUGAUGGUGUCUAUGCUGGCGGUCUCACGCAGCAGGGAAGCGGAGAAGAUGACGGUAUCUAUUAUCAUUCGAGUGAGCCCAUGGGUGUCAUCUUCGAGGUCGAAAGUGAAAAGUCCGAUCUGAGUUGGGGUUUCACACGGCUUAUUCGGAGCGAUCGUGAUGAUCUUAUCUUGUGGCAUCAGAAAGAGGGCAAGGUUGAAUAUACCGUGUGGAGAAAUAGUGGUGCGGACACCGAUCGUUUUCAGCAACUGGAUAGUUUUAUGAGUGUGGAUGAUAAUUGUAUCCCGCGGGGGAUUCGAUUUAUCGAUAUUAACGCUGACGGCUUGGACGAUUUCAUUUGCAUUGCCAAGGACGGGACUGCCUAUGCAAGUGUCAACCAAGGGGACGGCAAUGAGGUCCGUCCUCCCAGCUUCAAGUCCAUCGGAAAAUGGAAGGAUGCAGAACCUGGAUAUGAUCAGUCUCAUGUUGUGAUUGGCGAUGUGGAUGGAGACGGUCGAGGUGAUUACUGCGUCAUUGAGGGCAACGGCGAUCUCACUUGCUGGCGUAACGGCUGGAUCGAUGAUGCUCCCAAGUACUGGCAGCCGCUCGGAAAGAGAUUCACAGGCAAAGGGAUGGGUGAUAUCGCGGGUGUUCGGCUGCUGGAUAUAAAUGGUGAUGGUCGUGAUGACUGGCUAUGGGUUGAUGAUAAUGGUGCAACCUACACCUGGACCAAUUCCCGAAGCUGUGUCAAAGGUAAAGAAGGCGACGGACUCAACAUUGUUUGGCGACAGGGCUUUCAGAAAGGACACACCUCAGGACCAACCCACAGCGGCAUGACAGACUUCGACAAUGUCAGCCGAGGAGAAAUCAGUUUCCCGAGAAUCUAUGGCACCAAGCAAGACUUUGGCCUGCAUUCCCGUCGAGACUAUGUUUUUCUGGAGUACAAAAGUGCCGGGAAGGGAAAAUAUUCGUACAAAUUCCACGCGUUCAAAAACACUGGAAGUGGAGCGACUAAGAUCAAAUCGGAUGGCAAUCGAUAUUGCAACAUGAUGGGUCAUGACAAUGGCAUGAUGGACUAUGUCUGGAUUCUGUCCAAAGGAAGUAUGCAUAUAUACCCAAACAAGGGUCUUACCAGUGUUCCUGAUGACGGAUCGAGUUUCUGGGGCCCAAAUAAAGGUAUCUUCGAUCCGCAUACCACGGGUCCGAAGAAGGAUCUAAACCGUCGGGAUCUACAUCUCGUCGACUGGGAUGGAGAUGGAGCCUGUGAUAUCGUUUGGACCGACCCGGAUAAUAAAAACCGUGUCAGUCUCUGGAUCAAUCGCAUCAAAGACACUGGUGACUUUAACUGGGAAUACCAUGUAGACCCAGCACCAGACCUAUACUGUCCAGAGACACGGGGGAUUGGCGUGUUCGACAACCCGGUUCAUAUGGCCGAUAUCUCUGGAUCCGGCAGGGCAGACUACCUUUGCGUUGAAAAAGAUGGCCGAUCUUGGGGAUGGACUCAAUCAAAAACAGGGUCCUUUGAAUACAUCGAUCAGUUCAAAUUCUCCGAGGGUAAAGAUCGAGCCAAUCUCCACUGGGCCGAUGUUGACGGUGAUGGCAAAGCGGACAUGAUCCACACCGAUAAGUUCAAUGGCGAUGGCUCUGUUUGGUACAACAAGGGUCGAAAAGACAUCGGUGGCUCACGCUAUUGGUGGGAUCCUGUUGGGGCGAAGUUCCAAGGUGCUGUUGAAGGCUCUUGUACCUAUUUCCCGGACCUGGAUGGCAACGGCCGCGCUGACAUGCACUCGAUCAUUCACUCGAUCGACAACACUGCUAAGACAUGGUUCAGCCUAUGCGGUCGAACCGACAAGACUGGCGACGAUGGAUCCAUCGAGGACCCUGAUCUUCCUGUUAUCCCCGAGGGCGGCAAUGUUGGGAAUCCUACGUUGAACUGGGGAGCAGUGGGCACAUCUGCUGAAUGUAGCUCUACCCAGAAGCCCCAGAUCCUGACAGAGUUUCGAUUUGCCAUCCAGAUGGCAGAUACUGCAGAGAAAAAUACGCAGAAAUGGGGUUUCUAUGACACAUUUUUCUCUGCGGGCCUGCGAGGUUCGAAAGAUUUUGCCAAACAGGUGUCUGAUGUGUACAAGACCAUCGGUUAUAUGCUUGAUGGCACCGCCACUUUUCAAUUUCAGAUCACUUGCGACUUUACUACAGAUAACUGCGUGAACGGAGACCUUGCCUAUAUGAAUGCGUUUCAAAAAACGAUGAACAUCUGUCCCAGGUUUUUCAAUGACCAGGAUAUGACUGCCACGCUCGACAAAGUUCUUCAUGAGCCAGCGACCAUCAGAGAGGCACACCAUGUUCGGUCAGCCGUCAUUUUGCAUGAGAUGACACACACCAAAUACUCGAUGAGACUUAUACCAGACUCGGUCGGAGUAAAAGCGUAUGAUUACGCCUAUGGCUGGGAGACCUGCAAGGAACUUGCUGAAGGUGUUUUCAAUCGAGGCUGUCAGAAAUGGGCGAUGCUCAAGGGAGCUCUGUGUCAGGUCCCAGGCAGCAACCCACCGCAGGACGGGAUAUGCGAUGCAAAAUUCUCGGCUAUUAACGCCGAUACCUGGGCCGUGGUCGAGGCUGGAAUCUAUUUCAGUGACCACUGGAAGAAACAAAUUCCCAUUACUUCAUCGACUGGCGCAUCGACGUCUAUCAAGAGAGAUGGAUGUGUCAGUCAUGAUGCUCUCAUGUUUGAUCAUGGAAGUGCAUAUGAGAUUAGCGGUAUCGUUGCAUUCGGUGAUUCUUUUGCUGCUGGUAUGGGUACCGACCCGACGGAGACGGACUGUCGCAUCGGCGGUCAAAAUUACCCUGGCCUUGUUCAAAAACAUUACAAGGAUGCAGGUGAUUCGCUCGAUAUCGAAAAGAAGAUGUGUUCCGGUGAUACAACGUCCGGUCUCAAGGAGCAGAUCGAGAACUGGAAAAGCACCGAUCUGUCGAACCUGGGAACAUUGACAAUGGGAGGAAAUGACCUUGGUUUCUCGGACAUCGUGUGGAACUGCGUCGUAACCCCAAACACUCUGCAUUUCGGAUCGACAUAUCGACAGUGGUGCGUGGAGGCAGAGGAUAAAGCCCGUAACAUGAUGAACGAUCAGGGGGAUACUGGUCUGCGGUCGAAACUCAGUGCGCUUUACUUGAGUAUUCUCCAGAAGGCCGCGCAGCCCGACUUUCAACUAUUCGUUGCUGGAUACCCAGGUUUCUUCAACCAUGAUACCUCCGACUGCGAUGAUAGCACCUUCCAUUACUUUUGGGCCGCAUACAAGCCGCCUAGUGAUGGACCAUUGGGGCGAAUCGUUUAUCUCACGAAGUCUCUGCGCAAGGAACUCAACGAUCUGGUCACGCAGCUCAACAACGUGAUUGAAGACGCUGUCAGAGAUGCCAACAAGGCGGCAGGAAGAACCGCUGUCCACUAUAUCGACAUCCAGUCAAAAUUCGACUCACAUCGCUGGUGUGAACAGGGAAUCCAUGAGCCUGACCCCAAAGCUCCGAACACCUAUUUCUUCUUGAGUGCAUGGAACGAUAUUCCUCUGGCAGGCAGUGCUUCCACGUCAGAUUCCAACGACAUUUCAGCUCUGCAGCAAAAUGGAAUCAAUCUUCCAGAUGCAGAUACCUGUAAAGAGACGCAGGGCGAGAAUCCGGAUCCAUAUCAGAACUUCUUGUGUCUUGCUUCAAAAGCCAUCGCGCUUGAACCAAAUGGAUUGAUGGCCUGGUCGUAUGGUAAUGCAACCGAGGCUCUCAAAAAUGGAGACUUCAACAGCCAGAAGGUCAGCGGGUGGUAUCCAACGCGGCAGAUCAAAACAUUCCACCCACGCAGUCCUGGGAUGGCUCUGUACCGCGACGCUGUUGUCAAGCAGAUUGAUGCUGUUAUCGCAGAAUGA